Molecule: messenger RNA, 3258 nt
Organism: Eleginops maclovinus (Patagonian blennie)
Lineage: Eukaryota; Metazoa; Chordata; Actinopteri; Perciformes; Eleginopidae
Product: solute carrier family 25 member 36-A-like
Exons: 7
Coding region: 386-1321 (311 amino acids)
Biological process (GO): pyrimidine nucleotide import into mitochondrion
Cellular component (GO): mitochondrion
Molecular function (GO): pyrimidine nucleotide transmembrane transporter activity
Source: RefSeq, a predicted model, not a curated record
AACAUUGCGAACCCGCAGUAGCGCUUCCAGAGAGGCGAGGCAUGUCAACGUGACCAAAGGCCGAGUCUCGUCCACAGUCUGCAACAUCGGAAUUAUUCAUCAAUAUUAACCAAGCACGGUGAAGAAUAACCCCCGUUCUCAAGACAGAGGAAAAGAACCACUCUGACAUCGACCUCUAACAACGGAAACCGUUAGCUUUAGCAGCUAAGCUAGCUCAGUUAGCCGUUACGUACCCUCGUUUUUUUUUUCUCACGCAGCUGACCUCCACCAGAACACAGGCGGACAGAGUAUCAACUGCCUGCUACUUUGGGGUCGUGUACCUCCUGUGUCUUUCCUCCUUGUCCCCGUGUGGUGCCCCGUGGAAGGUUCCCGAAUAUGAUACAUAAUGAGUCAAAGAGACACCUUGGUUCAUCUGUUUGCUGGAGGAUGUGGGGGCACGGUGGGAGCCAUAGUGACUUGCCCUCUGGAGGUAGUGAAGACCCGUCUGCAGUCGUCCACCAUCAACUUCUAUGUGUCUGAGGUUCAGCUCAGUACCGUCAACGGGGCCAGUGUGGCCCGCAUGUCACCGCCGGGCCCCCUGCACUGCCUCAAGUUGAUAUUGAAGAAAGAAGGUUAUCGUUCUCUCCUCAGGGGCCUGGGGCCAAACCUGGUGGGUGUGGCACCAUCUAGAGCGAUCUACUUUGCUGCUUACUCAACGGCCAAAGAGAAACUGAACGGUGUGUUUGAACCCGACUCCACACAGGUACACAUGGUGUCGGCUGGAAUGGCAGGUUUUACAGCCAUCACAGCCACAAACCCCAUAUGGCUCAUAAAGACUCGUCUGCAGCUGGAUGCGAGGAGUCGGGGAGAGCGGAGUAUGAGUGCGCUGGAGUGCAUGCGCCGGGUCUAUCGGACGAACGGCCUGCGGGGCUUCUACAGGGGAAUGUCGGCAUCCUACGCCGGCAUCUCAGAGACUGUGAUCCACUUUGUGAUCUAUGAGAACAUCAAACGGCGCCUCAUGGAGGCCAAGGCCCCGCAGAACAUGGAUGAGGAGGAGGACACGUCCAAGGACGCUUCAGACUUUAUUGGCAUGAUGCUCGCUGCUGCCACCUCCAAAACCUGCGCCACGACUUUAGCUUAUCCUCAUGAAGUGAUCCGCACCAGGCUACGAGAGGAGGGCACCAAGUAUAACUCCUUCUUCCAGACUUUAAGGACAGUGCCCAAAGAGGAGGGCUACCGGGCCCUGUACCGCGGCCUCACCACCCACCUGGUACGACAGAUCCCCAACACCGCCAUCGUGAUCUCCACGUACGAGCUGGUGGUCUACCUCCUGAACGGUUAAAGCCUCCCCCCCUCCCAUACCUCAUACACAUUAUGUAACCCUACCCCCGAUCGGAGACGGAGCCUGCUGUGCCAGAAGAGGACAACCUUUUACCCACUGACACGAGGCGGGUGCUAAAAAUAAGUUCAUAACCAAAAGGUCUGGCACAGGGGGGAGGGUCCCGACGUUCCUCACAUUGGUUCGGGGUGUAGCUAAAGAAACGGCUGUCGAAUGGUUUUAUUUUCCAUUAUGUUCUCUCUUCAGUUGUGUUUCUGGAAGACGGUAUACUCUGCCUCUAACAAUACUAACAAUAUAAAAUGAAGUAAUUCCAAUCCUUACUACCUAGCGGAUUUAACCCCACCGCCUACCCCCCCUCUAGCAAGCAAUUCAGUUUUUAAAAAUAUUAGUAUUGUGCAGUGUUCCCCUGCUUUCCUCAGAGAAUAGAAAAUGGCAGACUGAGCUGAAGGCGACUCUCACGUUAGCGAGGGAGGGAUCUGUUGAUAAAAAGAGCGGGAAAUGUGGAGAUACAGAGGCGCGCGGCGGGAGACGUGCCUUGUGUGAAGAUGUGACGGAGACCGGGGGGCUGCAGGAGGAGGCUCUGGCUGACCUGAGGCUGUAGAGAUGUAGAGUGGUUCUACAGGAGUCCAAAAUGACGUCGCCAAUUAAUCAUGUUUGUGUUAGCCAGGUGUAGAAGAAGAGUCAUGUGAAAUGGAGGGUAAAAAGUCCCCAAACUGAACUACUGAAAUAAAUUAGACUUGAGGAUCAGCUUCAUUAAAGCCAAGGAAGUAAAACACUGAAUAAAAAAAGUAUAAACAAGAUGUAACAAAAUGUAAGGUUGAUAUAAAAUGCCGAAUGCUAAGGAGAGGUGUUCCUGUUGUAACCUUUCCUCAAACAAUGCGGUGUUGUUCCUUAUAGCACUUUGAACGCCUUUCUCUACAAUCCUCAUCUCAUUUUCCCCCGGCUAGUUUUACAGGCGAGGGACAAUCCUCUUACUCUGGGUACUGGAAGAUGCUUCAUAAGUGCACGUUAAUGAACCACAGACCAGCGUAUAGAAAAAGAAAGAAGAAGAGCAACGGUUGAUUCAUUUCCCCCCUUUAUUCCAUUGUUGUUUAAGAAACUGCAUUACUACCAGUUUAAAAUUCAGUGUUGUGUGGUUUGUCAUGACAUGGGGAGAUACUUGUUGUCUUGUUUUGUUAUUUUUUUAUUUCCACACCUUACAACAGAAGACAACAGUCACCACAUCUAUCCUAGUCCACAUAUACCGAUCCUACGUGAUCACACGCCACGAGAAGCUCGUCUGCAUAAGCAUGGCUUAGCACACAAUGCUAACCCUUUCAACAGCUGCAGUGCUCUAUCCAAACACUUCCCUGCUCUAUAGGUCAGUCAGAGUGGCUCCUGUGCAAUGGAAGGAGGGGGGGGUGGGGGCUGCCAUUGUGCUUCAGAUUACAGAAAAAACUGCUUCAGUGUGUGUGUGUGUCCGAAACACCCCCCGAUGCUUCUCUCCACUGGAACUAUAGACCCUUAAUGUGAAGGCAUUUCAGUUUUACGGCACGCUGAAGGAUGCGUUAGAUUAGCAAAUCUUAUCAGAGGUGUUUACCGUCAACACACACUACAAGUAAAAGCAGGACGCAUCGACAGGCAAUUUGACUCCUCAGGUAAAUGGGAUGGUGGUCCUUUACCUGAACGGUUAACUGCAUCUCUUGCAUAAGUGUGUGUGUCUCUGAUUCAUCGUAACCUGUAUCUCAUGGUUUAUUUUGCACCCACCUGUUUGCAUUGUGUGCCAGUAAGUGUGUGUGUGUGUUUCAUGUGUGCUUGCUCAAAUGACAAUCGUGUGUCAUUCUGUCGUGACUUGUGUGUGUCAAUGACACCGUGGGAGUGUGUAUGCGUUCAGAAGAAGAGCAGCAAACAGUGUUGUUUUUAUCUUUUUAAAAUAAAUGGUUGCCUUUUCCUUCCCGACA